AUGUCUCCUGUAGCUGCUGCUGAGCCAGAUGGGGUCCAGCCAGACAGGAGUGUCAGCAAGGUCAUUUUCUUCCUUUUUGUCUUUGGUGCCAUCCUGUUGUGCGUGGGAGUCCUGCUCUCCAUCUUUGGGUUCCAGACAUGCCAAUACAAAACCUUCCCAGACUGCAGCAUGGUGCUGAAGGUGGCUGGGCCUGCCUGUGCCGCCGUUGGGCUCGGGGCUGUGAUCCUGGCCCGCUCCCGGGCACGGCUUCAGCUCCGGGAGGGGCACCUGCGAGGCAGUCAGGCGGACCCCGACCGAGCCUUCCUCUGUGGAGAGAGCCGCCAGUUUGCCCAGUGCCUCAUCUUUGGGUUUCUGUUCUUGACAAGCGGCAUGCUCAUCAGCAUACUUGGCAUUUGGGUCCCUGGAUGUGGCUCCGACUGGGCACAGGAACCCCUGAAUGAGACAGACACUGCCGACGUGGAGCCCCAGAUCUGUGGAUUCCUAUCCCUGCAGAUCAUGGGACCCUUGAUUGUACUCAUGGGAUUGUGUUUCUUUGUGGUUGCCCAUGUUAAGAAGAGAAACAACUUCAAUGUGGGCCAGGAGGCCUCUGAAGCUGAAGACAGACAGAUCCAGAACACGGAGCCUGUCCAGGUCACUGUAGGUGAUGCCGUGAUAAUAUUCCCACCUCCCCCACCACCUUACUUUCCUGAAUCUUCAGCUUCUGCAGUAACCCGAAGUCCUGGAGCUAACGGUUUGCUUCCAAAUGAAAAUCCACCUUCGUAUUACAGUAUUUUUACCUAUGGUAGGACCCCAACUCCUGGGGGCCAAGGUGUGGGCUCUGAGAGAGAUUGUGAAUCUAUAUACACCAUUUCUGGGUCUCCUUCAUCCGCUGGGAUCUCGUACACUCCGCAUCUCUCCUCUGAACUGCCUCCCAGAUACGAAGAAAAAGAAAUCGCGGCAACCACAUCCUUAUCCCCAUCUUCUGAGCCUUCCCGACCGUGA
Messenger RNA from Prionailurus viverrinus (fishing cat), 981 nucleotides. It is a transcript of the gene TMEM171, whose product is annotated as transmembrane protein 171. The transcript is spliced from 3 exons. The coding region runs from base 1 to 981 and encodes 326 amino acids. The record is from RefSeq and is a predicted model, not a curated record. Lineage: Eukaryota; Metazoa; Chordata; Mammalia; Carnivora; Felidae.